Molecule: messenger RNA, 690 nt
Organism: Erythranthe guttata (spotted monkey flower)
Lineage: Eukaryota; Viridiplantae; Streptophyta; Magnoliopsida; Lamiales; Phrymaceae
Source: RefSeq, a predicted model, not a curated record
AUGGAAGGAGAAGUUGCAAUAUCAGGACAUUUUUUCAACGUGAUGGUGCGUGGUUUCCACAACCAUCUGAACCUGCCAUCAUCUUUCUGUGAGAAGCUAAAAGACGAGAAUUCGAAACGGGCGAUUUUGAAAAGUCGUAUAGGGAAAUGGAAGAUCGAUGUGUGCAGAAACGGCGAAGGGAUAAUACGUUUCGAAAAUGGAUGGCCUCAAUUUGUCCGUGACCAUGGCUUGAGUAUCGAAGAUUUUGUGGUGUUUGAACACACCGGUGAUUUUCACUUCAACAUUUCCAUUUUCGAUCACACUGCGUGCGAAAAGGAGUUUCCUGUUGAGUCGAAGAAAGAGCACCAAGAAAACAGCAAGAGAGAAUCGGACAAGGCAAAUGUUACAUUCUACCACACCCGAAACCCACACUUUUUCUUGACAAUGAAACCGUCUUUUGCUCUGAAAACUCCUGGAGUGCAUAUUCCAGUAGAAUUUGUGAGGUCAGUUAACCUAAGCCAGAAGUCUAGUAUAACUUUAAUGGAUCCUCAAGGAAGAGAGUGGCCAGUUAAACUCAGACUUCAAACAAAAAGUCGACUACGCGCCAGAAUGUACUCAGAUUUCCCGUGCUACCGUCUAAGCAAUCAAUCGACUCAGCUCUUGCGUGAUGUUCUUUCAGUAGUUGUGUCAAUUCCCCUUUUGGAGUAUUAG